CAAUUGCAUUAAUCAGCUGACGCUUUGCUCUUGUUUUUGUUGUGUGGCUUCCUUGAGGCGCAGUUUUGUUUUUUUUUGAUAAUUACUCAUAGCCUACGAAAUACAGAUAAGUCGGAAAAAUGGCUCUGGUGGAUCACGACUCCUGGGACAUUGAGUACGAGGGCUGCGAGCGACUGCGCCACCAGCUGCUAGUCCACCUUAAUCAGCGCCAGCAGAUCAGUCCAAAGGCGAGCCAAUACGUCCAAUUGACGGGCAGCAUUCAGGCGGGAUUGGAGCAGCUGGCCAAGGAUGUGAAGCACCUGAAGGUUGUCCUGGACAACGCCGUCACCUGGGAAACGAGUCCGGAGGAGGAGCUGCAGCAGAGGCGCAUCGACUGGGAGCGACUCACCUCGCAGCUCCGCGAAAUCCGCGAGAAGUUCGCCAAUAGCACGCGCUCCAAUGUCCUGGCCGCCGCCUCCUCAUCCGCCUCCGCUUGGCAGGAUCAGGAUCUCGCCGCGGGUCAAGGCAGGACCGCCUUGGAUGUGGAGACCCUGAAGCAGCGAAAGAUCGAAAUGCUGGAGCAGCAGAACCAAGGACUCGAGGUUCUAUCGGCUACCCUUUCCAGGCAGCGGCAAUUGGCCACCCAGCUGGGCAACGAAGUGGAGGACCAGAACAACAUCCUGGACAAUCUGGCCAAUGCCAUGGACCGCGUGGAGUCGGGCGUGCAGCGGGAAACGCAGAGCAUUGGACAGGUGAACCGGCGGGACAGCACCUGGGGCUACUGGCUUAUCAUCAUCGCCUUGUUCGUGGCCAUUAUCGUUGUGGUGGUAGUUUAGUUUAUAUUAUUAUGACCCAUCGUUAACCCAAAGUUUGAUUAUUUAUGUAUACACCAAAACCAAUUAAAAUAGGAUUUCUAAGUAUCGGAUCGUUGCCCUCAACAGGUUUA
Messenger RNA from Drosophila takahashii, 925 nucleotides. RefSeq names its product syntaxin 8 (gene Syx8). The record is from RefSeq and is a predicted model, not a curated record. Gene Ontology annotation, biological process: vesicle fusion; intracellular protein transport. Lineage: Eukaryota; Metazoa; Arthropoda; Insecta; Diptera; Drosophilidae. Gene Ontology annotation, molecular function: SNAP receptor activity; SNARE binding. Gene Ontology annotation, cellular component: endomembrane system; membrane; SNARE complex.